Messenger RNA from Diorhabda sublineata, 3088 nucleotides. Its product is annotated as atrial natriuretic peptide-converting enzyme. The transcript has 13 exons. Gene Ontology annotation, molecular function: serine-type endopeptidase activity; protein binding. Gene Ontology annotation, biological process: proteolysis. The record is from RefSeq and is a predicted model, not a curated record. The coding region runs from base 375 to 2717 and encodes 780 amino acids. Lineage: Eukaryota; Metazoa; Arthropoda; Insecta; Coleoptera; Chrysomelidae.
CAGACGUUCACCAGCUGACGAAGUAGUACCCGAAACGGUGAUAUUUGACGGUUAGUGUUACGGGCGAGUUUUAACGGAAAGUUCGAUAGAAAUCCGUGUUUUUGAGUGAAUAAAAGGAUAUUUUUGAAACGAAAAUAUUUUGAUUUACGUCCAUUUUUGUAGGUGAAAGUUUGUAGAGAGAAAACCGUUGACGACGAUACACUUAUAAUUUUCACGCAACAUCCAUUAAUUCUUCAAUAAAUAAGAAAACAACGAUAAUCUAGAGCUAGACUAAAUUGAAGUGACUAAUACACCGUGUAGAGUAAACAUAACUGUUAAUUGUUGACGACCUAUCUACUAAAAGAUGAAAUAUUCUUGAGGAAUACUUUCGAAAAAUGACGGUUUCCAUGGAGAGAAAAGGACACAGGAAGAGCUCUUGGGACUCGAAGACUUCUGUUAGCUCGAUUGGAUCAGGUUCACGACAUUACAGAAGAUCUCCCAGUUCAAUAAUUUCAUCAGAUUCUGACAUUAGGUUCACUAGAAAAAAAUUAACUUCCCAAUACAGAUGCGGAUGUUACAUCAUUGCCAUAUUUCUGCUAUUUCUUCUUCUAGCUGCAGUAGGCGUUUAUUUAGGUUAUACAUUUUUUGUUCCAAAAACUCCAGAAGAACAAGUAUUCAGAGCAACAUUUCGUGUUGUAAAAGGAGAUACUUUUAAUACCGAUUUAACAGAUCCUAGUACAAAUAAAUUUAAAAAUAGAUCUCGUGAUUAUAGAGAAAGACUGAAUCUUCUCUUUAGAAGAAGUUCCAUUAGGCACGGAUAUAUGGGCACUGAAGUACUAGCUUUAGAUGGAACUGAAGAUAAAGACUUGAUAGUACAUUUCAAUAUUCAUAUAGAUCCGUAUUACGUCGACAUUAGAGCAAAAGACUUAAAAGAUAUUAUUGCUAAAGAAAUAUCGAUAUCCGAAUCUGUAUUUUUCAAGAAUCUCACCAUUGACGCCAAAAGUUUGGACGUAAAACCUGAAAAUGAGCUACCGCAAGUUACUUCUACGACUUUGCUAAUGAUUACCGAUGCAGUAACAAAGAAACCAAAACCACCUAGAAGAUGUCUUCCUCUUGAAUUAGAUUAUUGCAAAAAAUUAGGUUAUAACGUGACUACGUAUCCAAAUAUAUUCAACCAUUGGAGUAUUAACGAUGUGAAAAAUGAUGUUAUAGCGUUUAGAGAGCUGGUUGAUGCAGAAUGUUAUAGACAUGCGUAUGAAUUCGUGUGCCAAGUACUUCAGCCAUCUUGUAAAAAAGGAGAUACGGAGGACGAAAUGAUCUUACCAUGUAGAAGUUUUUGCAGAGAUUUUAUGGCAGGUUGUGGAAAGAGACUGGAACAUGACAAAAUUAAAGAAUCUUUAGACUGCGCGAAAUUUCCCGAAUACGGCCAAAGGGUUUGUUUCACUAAACCAGGCUGUGUGGAAGAAUUGCAAUCCAAAGCUUUUUCGCCACGUAUUUGUGAUGGAGUGAUAGAUUGCCAAGACAUGUCUGAUGAAAAAUCUUGUAGUUAUUGCCCAAAAAAUCAUCUCCAUUGCGGAAAUGGACGUGUCUGUAUUCACAAAUCAAAAAGAUGCGAUGGGCGUCCUGAUUGUCCCGACGGAAGUGAUGAGAGAGGCUGCUUGAGUCUGGCCCCUAGCGUGGAAAUAAUCAAGAAUACAGAGUUAGUGACACCACAUCCUACACGAUAUUACUCCGAUGGAUUCUUGAUAUUCAACGAAAAGGGAGAAAUUGGAAAAUUGUGUACAGAAAAUAUCAACAAAAGUCUUCCUCUCAAUCAGACGAUAGCUGUUUUAGAAGCUGCAGCAAUGUCACUUUGUAAAACAUUGAAUUAUGAAAACAUGGCACAUAUGAGAAUUGAAUUUGAUUUUGAAGAGAAUGUGUCUUACGUUAGAAUGAGGAAUCCCACUGCUGCCGAAAUUAGUUUCGUUAAAACCAAAUGUCCCUCUAAGCAAGUUUUAAAAGUAUCAUGUUCAGAUUUGCAAUGCGGCACAUCAGCCACUCAUGGACAACAGGGACUUAAAUCACUUGCAAAAAUGGCUCAGCAUGGGGAUUGGCCAUGGCAUACAGCUCUUUUUAAAGAAGAUGUUCACAUAUGUGAUGGCACAUUGCUCUCUGCUGAUUGGGUGGUUACCACUACUUCGUGUUUUCAAGGACAACCUAGAGCGGAAUGGACUGCCAGGUUUGGAGUUACUCGUCUCUCCAGCUCUACGCCUUGGGAACAGGAAAGGAGAAUUAUAGGAAUGAUAAAAUCACCAGUAGAAGGCAGUACAAUUGCUCUUAUUAAACUAGAUCAACCUAUAAUCCUCAAUGAUUUUGUAAGGCACGUAUGUUUGCCUACGGAAACUAUGGGCCUUCCAACAGAACAUAUUCAAUGUAAUACACUUGGAUGGGCAAGGAAUAGAGAACAGCUUCAACGAGUCCAAGUGAAAUUAGUGGAUAAAGAAAAAUGUGAAAACGUCAGUAUUUCUAGCAUCAACAGUAUAUGCAUGGAACCGUUUUAUGGAGAGAAUGAUUGCAAUGAAGAAGAAUUUGCCGGAAGUCCUUUGGUCUGUCGAUAUGAUGAGAAAUGGGUUUUAACCGGGAUAACAAACUGGAGAAUAGCUUGUGCCAAAAACGGUAUAGAACGACCCAGGGCUUAUGAUAAAAUUUCUUCUAAUCUGAAAUGGAUACAAGAAAGUAUAAAUGAUCAAGUACGAUAAUAAAAUAACAGAUGAGUGAUUAGUGUAGUUUUAAAAAAGCCAUUAAUACAUAAAGAAAAUGUAUAAAUUUAUCAAAAUUGUUGUUUCUCAUGAUAUAAUUUUUGAAUUGUUUCGAUGUUGUAGCAAACUUUAAAAAAAUUUGACUGAAUUUUCAUAUUCUGAAUUCGAUUAUAGUUUAUAUCUCAUUGUAAUUGUUCUUCUCAUGAUGAAUAAUAAAAUUUAAAUCUGGGUUUUUAAUAUAACUCUUCCAUAUUUUUUGAUAAGUUUUUGUAAAUAUGUUGUUUAUGUAUAAUUGUAGAUAUCACUAAAAAUAGGUACUGUUUUUGUGGUUUUGUAUAUAAUUUUAAUAAAUAAAACACUGUUUUUACUAA